AGCGCCGCCUCUUCUCUCGCGUCUUCCCCUCCGUGGCCGCCGCCUCUUCCUCCGCCUCCUCCUUCGCCUCUUCCUGCCUCCUCCCGGCUUCCGCCGCCGCCGCUCCAGCCGAAUCCCAGCCCCGGGGCGAAGCGUCUCUUUAUUUAUUUACGUUUUCUCGCCACUGCAGCCGCCAGACACGGUGAUCCGGGCGGGCCCCGCAGGAAUUUUAUCCCCUCACCGGCCUCACACUAGUAUCGCAUGUCCACUAUCCAGAACCUCCAAUCUUUCGACCCCUUUGCUGAUGCAACUAAGGGUGACGACUUACUCCCGGCAGGGACUGAGGAUUACAUUCAUAUAAGAAUCCAGCAACGGAACGGCAGAAAGACACUGACUACUGUCCAGGGCAUUGCAGAUGAUUAUGACAAAAAGAAACUUGUGAAAGCUUUCAAAAAGAAAUUCGCCUGUAAUGGUACUGUGAUUGAACAUCCUGAAUACGGAGAGGUUAUUCAGCUUCAAGGUGACCAAAGAAAAAACAUUUGCCAGUUUCUCUUGGAGGUUGGCAUUGUCAAGGAGGAACAGCUUAAGGUUCAUGGAUUCUAAAAUGAACCUAAAUACGUGGAGAAUUUCUUGAAUAAUUUUGUUCUCUAAACCCAGUUUGGCUGCCUUGUGAAAUGAUUCUCUGCAGUAAAUGGACUUUUCAUGUAUUUAAUCAUUCAAACUCCCAUUCACACCUGCAUGAUUACAGAAAACAUGGGGUAUGUAGGUUAGUAACACAUAAGAAAAUUGCAGUAAGAUGGUAAUGAAACCCCGUAUUCAUCUUAACAUGUUUCCAAUGGAAAAUAUUUUGUUUUGAGUGUUUAUUUGUUUAUUGUUCAGUUUAUUUUUUUUCACUUGAUUAAAUGUUUUUUGUUGUAUUAAACCAUGUAUGUUGCAGCUUAACAAUAAAGAAACAUCUAUGAA
Molecule: messenger RNA, 942 nt
Organism: Mustela lutreola (European mink)
Lineage: Eukaryota; Metazoa; Chordata; Mammalia; Carnivora; Mustelidae
Gene: EIF1B
Product: eukaryotic translation initiation factor 1B
Exons: 4
Coding region: 241-582 (113 amino acids)
Biological process (GO): translational initiation
Cellular component (GO): eukaryotic 43S preinitiation complex
Molecular function (GO): RNA binding; ribosomal small subunit binding; translation initiation factor activity
Source: RefSeq, a predicted model, not a curated record